ACGAGAUUGAAUAUAUUCAAAAGUAUUAGUUAUAUAAGAUAGUCAUCGACCGGCCAACAUGCGGGUUGAGACUUGCCAUUUCUGCUCGCAGCCAGUGUAUCCCUCCAAGGGGAUAACGUUCGUGCGCAACGAUGCUCGACAGUUCCGCUUCUGCCGCUCAAAAUGCCAUAAGAACUUCAAGAUGAAGCGUCAACCACGCAAGCUGAAGUGGACCAAGACACACCGAGCUCUGCACGGCAAGGAGAUGAUAGUAGACUCGUCGCUGGUCCUCUCACAGUUCGCCAAGAAGCGCAACGCACCGGUGAAAUACGACAGGAACCUGGUGGAAUCAACGAUCAAGGCCAUGAAGAGAGUGGAAGAGAUCCGGCAGCGAAGAGAGAGGGUAUAUACGAAGAGACGGCUGGCAGGCAAGAUUGCCCGGGACAGAAAGAGAGCCGAGAACAGAAGAAUUGUCGCGGAGGGCGAGCAUCUUAUCCGCAAGGAGCUUAAGGAGAUGGCAGAGGGGACCAAAAAGCCCGAAGACCUGCUCAACAGAAAAGUCGGCCUGCCUGUUGGAGAGGAGAAGCUGCGUGGGAAACAGAAGUCCAAGCUCUUGGUCGACGGAGGGGUGGAGGAGGAGAUGGAUCUCGACUAAAUCCGUUGACUCUUCUUUGCAUCUUACGCCCUUGCAUCCCCCCCCCCCCCCCCUUUUUCUUUGCUUUCUUACCUGCCUGCUCGCCGGUCUACCAUGCUGCUGGCAACGGAUAUCAUCUUGCUGGAUUCCCCUGUUUUGAAAAGAUUAGGCGUGUACUCUCCUUUUUUACCUGCGAUGGCGUUUGAAUGGGUAGGGAAAAGAACUUUGAUAUAUCCUUUUUUUUUUCCUUUCUAUUUACAUUCUAUCAUUCUAUGCUCUUUCUGGCUCCUUUCUCUUCUACUCUAUUUACAUUCCCUUGUUUACUCUGCAGCUUCCCUGCAUGAAUGGUGAUCCAGAUGUUUCUGUGGUGGUGAAUAUCACAGAACAUAAAUACCCCCUAUUCCGCCAGCACCUCUGAUCCCGCUGAGAUAGGGCCUAUGAUAUACCAAAUAUACCUGAUCUGUCCUCUAUAUACCAUGUCCUGCUCCCCUAUAUACCCAGCAACGCCGGAUCAAUGCCCGUUGCGCGGGAUCAGCCGCCUCUCGAGGGCGAGUCCUCUGCGUGAUCC
This is a messenger RNA of Trichophyton rubrum CBS 118892, 1181 nucleotides long. Its product is annotated as ribosome biogenesis protein RLP24. Gene Ontology annotation, cellular component: nucleolus. The transcript has 2 exons. Lineage: Eukaryota; Fungi; Ascomycota; Eurotiomycetes; Onygenales; Arthrodermataceae. The record is from RefSeq and is a predicted model, not a curated record. Bases 59 to 634 code for a protein of 191 amino acids. Gene Ontology annotation, biological process: ribosomal large subunit biogenesis.